UGUAGAUUAAACUUUUUCAGCUCUUAUUUAGAGAUGUGUUUUUCUGCUGUUUUUGUGAUUUUGGGGAUUCUUUUCUGUGCUCUGUGCCGCUGCUUGGAGUGUCCUUUUGGCUGUGAGUGUUUCGCUGUGAUCCGCACGGUAAAAUGUGUUUCUAAAGAUCUGCUCACAGCACCAGAAAAUAUUCCAGGAUAUGCCAGGACCGUCAUUAUCACAGGGAAUAAUAUACACCAAAUUGGACCCAGUUCGUUUACGGAGCCGGAGAAUAUCACUAACAUCAUUUUAAGCAAUAACAGGUUAACAGAGAUGGCGUCCCACACCUUCUCCUCCCUGGUCAACCUGCGCUUCCUGGACCUCAGUGGAAACCAGCUGGCACUCAUCCAUCCAGAGGCUCUCAGCAUACCUGGUAGUCCCCUUCAGGAGCUCAACCUGAGCCAGUCACUCUACAACUUUACUGCCCUUACAGACCUGACCACAGCUCUGCGCUGGGGGGGCCUUGCGGGGCUCCUCCGCCUCGACCUCUCGGGGAACAAGCUUGCGCUGCUUCCCCCGGGCAUGUUCUCUCACCUUCCCAAUCUGCAGCAGCUUUUCCUCACCAACAACUCUUUGGUGGCAGUCUACAGUGGGACCUUCUCUGGCAUGAAUCACCUGGAGGUGCUUGACCUGACACACAACACCUUCAGCACAUUCAGAACCGAUGCUCUGCUGGAGUUGGACAAGCUCGGGGACAUCAGAAUCCUGCUCGGUAACAACCCCUACACCUGCUCUUGUGAGAUCAAUGAGUUUGUUGCGUGGCUGAAUAAAUCGAGAGCUAAGGUCGAUGUGGAUGCUGUGAGAUGUGCCUCACCUGGCGCGUUAACCGACGCCCGCCUGCGAGGGCUCAGCAUCCAGGAUAUCGGGUGUGUUGUUCCAGUCCUGGCAGAGGUUGCUGAUCUCACCCUGCAGACCUCUUAUGUCUUCCUGGGGCUGGUUCUGGGGCUUGUUGGCAUGGUUUUUCUCUUUGUGCUCUACCUGAAUCGCAAAGGUAUGAAGAAAUGGAUCAAUGAAAUGAGAGACGCUUGUCGGGAUGUCCUGGAGGGCUAUCACUACCGGUACGAGAUUGACUCGGACCCUCGGCUGGGGCACAUUUCUGCAGACAGCAGAAGGGCACAAAGGCAGUCAGGAAUAUCUCUGUCCCAGCAGCUGCCCAGUGACACCUCUGUUGCCCCCACAAAAACACAAGUCAGACAGCUGACAAUCUCCCCACCUGUAAACUUAUGAUAAACUAACUGAUGAUUUGACAUAUUAUGGUGUAGCUGUAAAUAGUUUUAGGAGGAAAUUUACAAUUUUUGUCUCGAGCAUUCUGUACAUAUUGCAGUUAUAACCUAGAAACCUAAAAAAAAGUGCCUUUGUGUUGUAGAUGCACUAGAUCCUUGCAUUUGUAAGUUAGUAAGUUGUGUGUUUUUCUUCUAGAUUUUUAUAAGGACCUUACACAUACACUACUUUGGAAAUGGAUGUCAGCUUUUUCAGUGUGCUUUGUUUACUUUUAUAUUAGCUUAAAUAUCUUUCCAGUAAGCAGAAGAUAAAGAAAAACAUAAAUAACAUAAAUUAUAGAUGACCAGUGAAUGGUAGGGUAGGUCUAUUCUACUGUGUUCUUCAAUAAAAAAAGCAAAACCCUUAAAUUUACUCAGCCCUAUAUCUUUAUAGGAGUGGUAAUAAUGCGAUUUGUAUUAUUCGAAUGAAUAUGUCUUGGUAUGAUAUAAAAACCUGUGUUUACCUUAAUUAGAAA
Messenger RNA from Oreochromis aureus, 1765 nucleotides. RefSeq names its product trophoblast glycoprotein-like. Gene Ontology annotation, biological process: negative regulation of canonical Wnt signaling pathway. Gene Ontology annotation, molecular function: protein binding. NCBI's taxonomy places the organism in Eukaryota, Metazoa, Chordata, Actinopteri, Cichliformes, Cichlidae. Gene Ontology annotation, cellular component: plasma membrane. The record is from RefSeq and is a predicted model, not a curated record. The transcript has 2 exons. The coding region runs from base 34 to 1257 and encodes 407 amino acids.